AUGGCAGGAGUCGCCCAGUCAGCGCGGUUGUCUGCCCGCAUCGCCAGCAGAUAUGCCACCCGAACAGUUGCACGCAGAGGCUUUCACAUAUCAGCGCAAGACCGCGCUGCCCAGAACUACACGAUGCCGGCAUUGUCACCUACCAUGACCGAAGGCAACAUCGCAAGCUGGAAACUGAAAGAGGGCGAUUCGUUCUCCGCCGGCGAUGUCAUUCUGGAGAUCGAGACGGACAAGGCUACUAUGGAUGUGGAGGCGCAAGACGACGGCAUUCUGAUGAAGAUUGUCAAGGAGGAGGGCUCCAAGGCUGUCCAGGUGGGAGAGCGGAUAGGUGUCACGGCAGAGUCCGGCGACGAUAUAAGCAGUCUCGAGCUGCCAGCAGAUGAUUCGAGCCCGAGUCAAGGACAAAAGGAUACUAAGGGAGCGCAAAAAGGUGCUGAGGAGGAGAAUGUGAAGGAAGUGAAGCAGAAGGCGCCCGAGCAGCAGUCACAAUCUUCGCAGACAAGCGAACAGUCCUCUCAAAGCCAGGGAAGUCAAAAGCAGGGCGGCAAAGCGCAGAAGCAGAAAUACCCAUUGUAUCCAUCUGUGGAGCACCUACUACACCAGAAUGGACUCUCCUCCGCCGAUGCAGAAUCCAUACCAGCCACCGGACCUGCAGGACGACUGCUCAAGGGAGACGUUCUAGCACAUCUCGGCAAGAUCAACAAAGAAUAUCCCGCGCAGUCUUCGGCGCGACUGGAGAAGCUUGGACAUCUGGACCUGUCGAAUAUUCAGAUAUCGAAGAAGGCGGCCGCAAAACCUGAACAGGGCAAGGAAAAGCCGACUGAGCCUGAGCUUCCAAGAGAGACGGAAGUUGCUGUUCCAAUCAGUCUAAGUGCUGUCAUUGCCACACAAAAGCGAGUACAAGACUCGCUGGGCAUAUUCCUGCCGCUUUCGACAUUCAUCGCUCGCGCAUCGGAACUUGCGAACGAUGACCUUCCACGAAGCAAAAGCGGCCAGCCAACCGCAGAUGACCUUUUCAACUCCGUGCUGGGGCUCGAUGAGGUCAUCAAGAGCAGCAGAGGCAAUUUCUUCCCGAACAUCACAGGCAUUUCGCCAGCACCUCUGCCAUUGAGGCAGGCCAAGAAGCCCGAUCUCAUCGACAUACUUGCACCAAAGCAGCCCAAACCGAAGCGCGUGCUCCCUGUCGCUCCUGGCAUCUCAGCGAAAGAGAACAUUUUCUCCGUGGUAGCAAAAACUGGCGAUGAGAGUCGGGCCACCGAAUAUCUCGAACGACUGAAGCUAGCAUUGGAGCAGGAGCCAGGCCGACUGGUAUUGUGA
This is a messenger RNA of Fulvia fulva, 1317 nucleotides long. RefSeq names its product putative pyruvate dehydrogenase protein X component, mitochondrial. The coding region runs from base 1 to 1317 and encodes 438 amino acids. Gene Ontology annotation, molecular function: dihydrolipoyllysine-residue acetyltransferase activity. NCBI's taxonomy places the organism in Eukaryota, Fungi, Ascomycota, Dothideomycetes, Mycosphaerellales, Mycosphaerellaceae. Gene Ontology annotation, cellular component: pyruvate dehydrogenase complex. The record is from RefSeq and is a predicted model, not a curated record. Gene Ontology annotation, biological process: pyruvate decarboxylation to acetyl-CoA. The transcript has 2 exons.